This is a messenger RNA of Ilyonectria robusta, 756 nucleotides long. RefSeq lists its product as uncharacterized. Bases 51 to 626 code for a protein of 191 amino acids. The transcript is spliced from 2 exons. The record is from RefSeq and is a predicted model, not a curated record. NCBI's taxonomy places the organism in Eukaryota, Fungi, Ascomycota, Sordariomycetes, Hypocreales, Nectriaceae.
GUUCGAGAAGCAGUCCCUACACGUUUACUCCGCCAGUCUCUACCUUCAUUAUGCUUUCAUUCAAGUCUCUCGUUUUUGCCUUUGCGGCCCUUAGUGUUGCGGGCGUCGAAGGAAGUCCUUGCCGCACUUGCGUCCCGACAAAUAUCGUUCAAGACUCGGAUUUCGAAGGUGAUGCCUCGCCAUGGGCCUUGACUUCCGGCGUGGAAAUCAGAGCCGACACCUCUGAUGCGGCUUUGGCCCAUUCACCAGAUCACUACGUAUAUGUGAACAUUGCCAAUCGAGACGAUCGGACGAGAUACGAUAUCUCACAACAGCUUUCGGGGCUCAGCGUGAACCAAGAGUACUCACUCAAGUACUUUUGGGCGGUCAACUACGCCGGCGGCAUUUACGAUGGCGGUUGUGAGAUUGCAACCUACCUCGACGGCGUUCAAGUUGAUUCCACACGCUUCAAUGGGCGACCCGCCUUGAAUAUCUGGGCCGAGAAGGAGGUGCUCGUCACGCCGGCUUCAGCGAACCCAGUCCUGAAAUUGUCCAUGGGCUGUGGCGGAAACUACUUUUACGGUGCAGUACUCCUUUUGGAUGAUAUCUCCAUGGGCAAGACUUGCAGUACUGUACGUAGAAGCUGAUAGGAAUGAGUUUAAAUUGCCGGGGUCUAUUGAGGAGAGAAACGUAUUUUUCCUGUAUAUUCGAGUAAUUAUCUCCACAAUUAGAAAGUUGUAUAAUUUGUUACGGAAAAAAGAUCACAUUUAUCCUUCC